AAAUUAAUAAAAGUAAGAGAGAAAAGAGAAAAGAAGGAAGCAGCAGCAGAGACAAAAGUGAAGAGUUUGCUUUGCGAGGAAGUAAGUAGGAGAUGCUCUGAACUUUCAAAUUUCUUCAAUCCCUGGAAAGAGAAGAAGAAGAACGUUCUAAAGCCAAUCCAUUUUCAUUUUGAAAGAUCGUGAUCGCAAUGGCGCUCUCCGCCGUGAGGCAGCGGCGCUCGGAGCCGUCGGAUCCGUCACCAUCAGAACCGUACACGAAGCUGGACAAGCCCGAGCAAGCGGAGGAGAAAGACGAAGGCUUGGGGUGGGUUUUUCCGUUUGUGGCUCUUGGAUUAUUGAGGUACAUGAGUGCCACCUCCAACAUCAUCCACGAUUGCGACGAGGUCUUCAAUUACUGGGAGCCCCUUCAUUUCCUUCUCUACAAAACUGGCUUCCAGACAUGGGAAUACAGUUCACAGUUUGCUCUUCGGUCAUAUUUGUACCUUUUAUUUCACGAAAUAGUGGGUCGACCAGCUUCAUGGUUGUUUAGUGAGGACAAAGUGAGAGUGUUCUAUGCUGUGAGAUUCUUUCUCGGUCUUCUCUCUGUUUUAACUGAUACUGUUCUUGUGGUAGCUCUUUCAAGAAAGUAUGGAAAACGACUUGCUACGUAUGCACUUGCUAUGCUGUGCUUAACCAGUGGCUGUUUCUUUGCUAGCACUAGUUUCUUGCCGAGUUCGUUUUCUAUGUAUGCAAUAUCUCUGGCAUCAGGUUUAUUUCUUCUGGAUAAGCCUGCUGCGUCAAUUUCUGUUGCUGUUAUUGGUGUAAUACUCGGCUGGCCAUUCUCAAUCUUGGCUUUCCUUCCAGUGACACUAUAUUCUCUAUCUAGAAAAUUCAAAGAGGCAUUUAUUUCUGCGGCUGUCACAUCGAUUAUUCUUCUUGCAUUGUCAAUAGUUACGGACUUUUACUACUAUGGAAAAUGGACUUCAUCUGUCUUGAAUCUUUUGAUAUACAACGUAGCUGGAGGUGGUGAAAGCCAUCUGUAUGGGACAGAAGGGCCUCUGUAUUAUCUGAGGAAUGGAUUUAACAAUUUCAACUUUUGUUUUGUUCUUGCUCUGCUGUUCUUGGGGAUUUUGCCUAUUGCAAAGAAGAAAUAUGCACCAGACCUACUGAUUGUGAUAUCUCCUAUAUAUAUUUGGCUGGGGUUUAUGUCUUUGCAGCCACACAAAGAAGAAAGGUUCCUUUAUCCAAUAUAUCCACUUAUUUGUGUAGCUGCUUCAGCUGUCAUUGAGAGCUUCCCUGAUUUUUUCCGUAGCAAAUAUAAUCCAUACGAUCGUUCUAUAAUAGUGACGGUUGCCAAAGUUAUGAGACCAGUGGUUCUUAGCCUUAUACUAUAUGCCUCUCAUGCCCGUACAUUUUCUCUGAUUAAUGGUUACUCAGCUCCCUUGGAGGUUUACAAGAUCUUGGAACACCAUGACGCAGAAAACAAUUCUGUACUUUGCAUUGGAAGUGAAUGGCAUCGCUUUCCAUCAUCAUUUUUCAUCCCAGAUUAUGUAGGACAAGUUCAAUGGAUUGACGAUGGAUUCCGAGGUCUUCUUCCCUUCCCAUUUAAUUCUACCCUAGGGGGGACUGCAGCAGCACCACCAUAUUUCAACGACAAAAACAUGGCAUCAGACAAGCAAUAUCUCCAUGAUGUUGUUGCUUGCACUUUCCUUGUCGAGCUGCAGCUAAAGCGGCCUUACCUGACUCGUGGAAGUGACUUGUCAACAUGGGAGCCUAUUGCUGCAUUGCCUUAUCUGGACAGGGAGCUUUCGCCAGCACUGUAUAGGUCCUUUUUCAUUCCUUACCUUUGGCAAGAGAAGAAUGUUUUUGGCAUGUAUAAGCUGCUUAAAAGAAGAACCACCUGAUUUUCUAUUUGGGUGGGGGGCAGGGCAGUAAAAUGUCCUAGAUUAUGGUGGAUUAACAACAAAACCAUUUUUGUCAGACAGUAAGCUUUUAGGAUAUCCCUCAUCUGUUGUUGAAUAUUUGAUUUAGUUCCUCGAGUGUUGUCAGAUGUCUUUUGUCCACGGAAGCAUUCAGUUUAUUAAUCAUCUACCUAUUAAGUGUGUGUUGGGGUGAGUAUUUGCAAACUGGAUUUGGAUAAUCUUGAUUUUGCAAAAUUGUUUUGGUUAAAAUUGAGUUUGAAGUGAUUUAUGUUUAAAAACUUUUAUUUCAAAA
Glycine soja is the source of this 2193-nucleotide messenger RNA. RefSeq names its product dol-P-Man:Man(6)GlcNAc(2)-PP-Dol alpha-1,2-mannosyltransferase-like. NCBI's taxonomy places the organism in Eukaryota, Viridiplantae, Streptophyta, Magnoliopsida, Fabales, Fabaceae. Gene Ontology annotation, molecular function: alpha-1,2-mannosyltransferase activity. The record is from RefSeq and is a predicted model, not a curated record. Bases 189 to 1883 code for a protein of 564 amino acids. The transcript has 10 exons. Gene Ontology annotation, biological process: protein N-linked glycosylation. Gene Ontology annotation, cellular component: endoplasmic reticulum membrane.